Molecule: messenger RNA, 2168 nt
Organism: Mugil cephalus (flathead mullet)
Lineage: Eukaryota; Metazoa; Chordata; Actinopteri; Mugiliformes; Mugilidae
Gene: trmt1l
Product: tRNA methyltransferase 1-like
Exons: 16
Coding region: 56-2062 (668 amino acids)
Biological process (GO): tRNA N2-guanine methylation
Cellular component (GO): nucleus
Molecular function (GO): RNA binding
Source: RefSeq, a predicted model, not a curated record
GCACUUUACGUAAAGGACGUCGAAGCGUUUCCUGCGUACGUCGCUGUAGUUCGUAAUGGCGGACGCUGUUCAGCUACACCAGGAGGACGUCGAUAUCAAACGUGGAGAAGGUGGAGAUGCACCUUCGUCUGCAGGUGAAGCUCCAGAGCCGAUGGAGAAGGAUGAAGCCGCUGCAGACAGUGACACCAAACCCUCCACCACCACCACAGAGAGACACGUCUCCAUCCAGACUAAACUGGAAGGCCUCGAGACGCUGGUCGACCUCAACGGUGCCGGCAGGAAGUCAUGUCCCCUGUGUCCCGAGGAGAAGUUCAAAGCCUGUUACAGCCACAAACUCCGCCGACACCUGCAGAACCUGCACUGGAAAGUCUACGUGGAGUUUGAAGGCCAGAGGAUGUGCAUCUGCCACCUGCCCUGCAGAAACCUGAAGCCCGGCCUCAGUGGAGAUCAGGCGUCGGGGAGACAUGUGGCUCACUACCACUGUGUGGUUUGUUCAGUCACCAUCGCACGAAAAACCGACAUGGUCAGCCACCUGAAACGCCACGUCAACAAAGGAGAGACGGAGGCCAGCUACUCCGGGAGCUCAGACGUAGCGUUUGAAGAGCCGACUCCGUCCGGUCAGGCCUUUGAAAUCAUGAAGGAGCUGGGGACGAACGUGCAGCUGCUCCCGAACCACACCACGCCGCAGAAGAGCGACACCUACUUCAACCGCAAGAUGAAGACCAACAGGCAGCUGGUGUUUUGCUCGCUGGCCGCUCUGGCCGAGGAGAGGAACCCUCUCGAGUGUCUGGAUGCUUUCGGAGCCACAGGCAUCAUGGGGCUCCAGUGGGCGAAGCACCUCCGCAACGCCGUCAAAGUCACCAUCACGGACAUCAGCGACACCUGCGUCAAGAUGAUCAAAGAGAACUGUGAGCUCAACCACAUCCGGGUGGAGGGAGGCCCGCGAGGCCCCCGGGGGCCCAGCGACGGCGCCGCUGAUGCCGACGGGGCGCCCAUCGCCACGGUGGAGGUCGCCAAGAUGGACGCCAACGUCAUCAUGCACCUGCGGCCUUUUGACUACAUUCACCUGGAUCCGUUCGGCACAGCCGUGAACUACCUGGACGCUGCCUUCAGGAACGUCCGCAAUCUGGGCAUCAUCUCGGUGACGUCCACGGACACGAGUUCACUUUACGCCAAGUCGCCCAACGUCACCCUGCGUCACUACGGCUGCCACAUCGUACGCACCGAGUACUACAAGGAGCUGGCGGCCCGCAUGGUGGUGGCCACCGUGGCCAGAGCGGCGGCGCGCUGCAACAAAGGCAUCGAGGUUCUGCUGGCGGUGGCGUUGGAGCACUUCGUCCUGGUGGUGGUCAGAGUUCUCCGAGGUCCGACGCAAGCCGACGAGUCGACCAAGAAGCUACGGAAACUGGUGCACUGCCAGUGGUGUGAGGAGAGGGUCUUCCUCAAACUGGGCAACAUGGUGGACGACACGCUGCCCUGUAACUGUCAUGGAAGUCUUCCUGGGAAGACGGCGGUUCAGCUCGGACCGCUCUGGUGUGGCGCUCUGUUCAACACGGGCUUCCUGAGGAGGAUGUUGUCGGCGGCGGUGCAGCACAGCAUGGACGACAUCCAGCCCCUCGUCAAGACCCUGAUCUGCGAGUCCGAGUGCACCACCCUCAAGUCUCUGGUCCACGGGCCGUCGGCUCUCACCAACCAGGUGGAGUGUGGAGUCGUCAUCAAGACGCUUCAGAGCGGAGACGAGUCCGGACCCGACCAGUCAGGGAAGAGGAAGAGUGGGGAGGAGGCAGCCAGCGUGGUGAAGAAGAUGAAGUCUGACGCCUCCAUGGAACAUCCUCCUUUCUACUACAGCAUCCACCGGCACAGCAUCAGAGGAAUGAACAUGCCCAAGUUGAACAAGUUCCUCCAGUAUUUGACCGAGGACGGGUUCAGGGUGAGCCGGACUCACUUCGACCCGACGGGGGUUCGAACCGACGCCACGCUGGUGCAGUUCAAAUCGGUCCUGACCAAGUACAGCGUCCCCACGUACACCACGGCCACGGCCACGCAGACCAGCACACAGUGACACCGGACUCCAGCUCAGCUUAUUUAUUCCUCCCAUCGUCCCUUUUUAAAGACGCGUCUCCUUGUUUUAAUGUCGUAUGAAAAUAAAGUUUUUCUGCUAAACUUGA